Eriocheir sinensis (Chinese mitten crab) is the source of this 2742-nucleotide messenger RNA. It is a transcript of the gene bsf, whose product is annotated as leucine-rich PPR motif-containing protein, mitochondrial-like. Gene Ontology annotation, molecular function: protein binding. NCBI's taxonomy places the organism in Eukaryota, Metazoa, Arthropoda, Malacostraca, Decapoda, Varunidae. The transcript is spliced from 16 exons. Bases 33 to 2726 code for a protein of 897 amino acids. The record is from RefSeq and is a predicted model, not a curated record.
GGAGUGGUGAACCCGUAGGAAAGAGUGCAAACAUGGCCUCGUUGUUGCGGUCCGGUAGCGUUGGCAAAAUAUUUAGUGGUUUUAGACGGGUCUUGACCUCUCAGCCCCUGCGACACGAGGCCCUGACCCUCCACAGGCCCCAGGGCCAGUCACUGUGCUCCGCCGUGACCAGAUUGCUGUCAGCUCAGAGGCCUGCUGAGAGUGCAUCUUCCUCACCCUCUCCAUCACAGGGCAUAGAUCGUGCCCUGUACCGCAUCGACACAGACAUCCGGCGAACAGGUCGCAUUUUUCUUAGAGAUGUUGAGGACAUCUUCAAUGAGAUCAAGACUCUAAAACACGCAUCCAGCACACAGUCUCUGCUGCUGCUCCGUUGCUGUGGAAGUCUGGUGCCAGAAGAACAGCCUGAAGUGCGGAACAAGUUAGUGCAGGAUAUCUGGGACACCCUACAAGAUCUUGGGGUGCCCUUGGACAUCAGCCAUUACAACACACUUCUUCGAGUGUACUUGGAGAAUAAUCACAAAUUUUCCCCGACGGAAUUUCUGGCACAGCUGGAAAGGAACGGCGUGGAGCCCAACAGAGUGACCUAUCAGCGCCUCAUUGCAAGAUACUGCCAGGAUGGAGAUAUUGAGGGCUCCACCAAGAUCCUGGAGUUUAUGAAGGAGAGACAGCUACCAGUGGGGGAGAAUAUCUUCAAUGCACUCAUCACAGGACAUGCCAGAGCACAUGACAUAGACAGUGCCUGGACUGUACUGGAUGUAAUGCGGAGCUCUGGCCUUGAACCCACAUCUGACUCCUAUGCAGCCCUUCUGGUGGCCCAUGCAGAGAUCGGAGAUGCUGAGGGUUUGCAGCGCACCUUUACGGAGUGUGAAGCGGCUGAGCUGACGCUCCAUGACCGAGACCUUCUGGAGGCAGUGUUCACCCUUGCCACUCAUGACCACCUUGGCCUCAUACCUCAGGUGCUGGACAAGCUUCACCGCCAGCAGGGCUACGUCCAUGAUGCCAUGAACGUCAUCUACCGUCUGGUGAAUGCUGGCUGCCACCAGACUGCUCAGCAGGUGUUCGCCACCAUCCGGGUGCCACAGGCUAGUGAGGGCCAGCUACAGGCUCCCUUUGCAGGGUCAUUCUUCGUCCGACACCUGGUCAAGAGUGGCACCACGCCAAUGACACGAGUGGUUGAGUACUGCCAGGACCUGAAGGAGAAAGGACUUAACCCACUGGCUCUGGAAACAGCCCUCAACUCUGCUCUGAUGAAUGGCUUUCCCGAGGAGUCCCUCUUCCUGAUGAGAGUCAUGAAGGAUGAAGGCUGUGUUCUGCGGCCACACUACUUCUGGCCCGUCUUUCUCCAUCACAGCAAGAAUGGUGACACUCAAAAAGUGUUCAAGACAGCUAGAGAGAUGGUGGACUUUAACGUACCUGUCACCCUUGAGACCCUUCGGAACUAUGUAAUUCCUGGACUUGCUGCACAAGGUCACCUAGAUACUGAGGGUGUUAUUGCUGGCCUCAAGGAAGCCGGGAUACCUGUGCCACUUGUUGUCAAUGGGAUGGUGGCCUUCCUGAUGGACACAAACAACACUUCAGAGGCGGCCAAGCUGUUGUCCAGGUACAGAGUGAGGGUAAAGACAUCUCUUCGGAAGGACCUUGCAGACUGCUAUGUUAGGUCUGGAGAGGCUUCUGCAGUUGUGGCUGUAUUGGGCCAGAUUCUAAACCACCCUCAAGACUCUGUUAACACCGAGAGAGAAGAUGCUGCAACCCAGAAAGAUGCCGAUGAGGAUGGUGCCAGGGAGGAGCAGCAACAGCCACAGGACAUUGCAGCCAUGUUCCUUCUUGAUGUGGCUUUCAUAAGUCAGAGAAGUAACAGGCCAGAGAAGCUCUGGGAAGUUUUGCAGGAGAUGGAGCAGCGAGGCAUUGGCAUUAGUGCAGCAGGAAGAGAUGCCAUCAGGACCAGGCUGCCCUUUGAAAUCAAUAGAAGUGUUGAGGAGGCCCUGGAGGGAAUGUGUUCAGGAAACCUCACAUUCCAGCCUCUUCGCCGGGAAGCUCAGGAACAUUAUAGUCAGCGCAGUGCAAGAGACUUGGAGCAACGUCUCCUGGAACUGCAAAACAAAAACCUCCCAACUGCCUCAGUAGAGAGCUAUCUCUUAGUGGCCUACAUAAGAGGAAAAGAAGUGGAGAAAGCAGAAGCUCUCAGGCAGCGGAUGGAAGCCGAUGGACUCGCAUUGGGCACAGGUGCCUAUGUACUGUUAGUGGACAUGUAUGUUGGAAUGGGUGAACUGAAGAAGGCUAUGGAUACCCUAGAGAAACUUAUGGCUCAGGAGCCUGAGGCUAGACUCACUCCCACCAAAUACCUGCGGCUGGCUCUCCUCAUGGCUCAACACGGCAUGACAGAAGAUGCAGUGCGGCUGGUUGAACAACACAUUGAGCAGGAGAGUAGCGCCAAUAGUGGAGAGGAUACCACCUUGUCCAUUGCUCAUGCGCGACGCUUAUUGGAACAGCUGGUUGAGCAGGGUGGUAACCAGCCUGCUCGCCAUGUUCUAGACCUGCUGCUCACACAUAAAGUGGUGCCCCUUUCCAGCUCCCUCUUUAACCCCUUCAUUAAGGCACAUAUCACCAAGGAUGACCUUGGAUCUGCUUUGGAAGAGUUUGAAGCCAUCUGUCAGGCACACCGGCUCACCCCCAUGAAACAAGAGCUUAUCACACGAUGUAUAAAUGUUGAGGACGGAGAGAGGUAAGAUUUGAGUGUUUCAA